This is a messenger RNA of Sclerotinia borealis F-4128, 237 nucleotides long. NCBI's taxonomy places the organism in Eukaryota, Fungi, Ascomycota, Leotiomycetes, Helotiales, Sclerotiniaceae. The record is from the annotation of a GenBank genome assembly.
AUGUGGAAUGACAUAGUUGGAUGCCAUUUGCAACAUUUGAUCUCUGCCGACCUCGUUCCGGAUGUGUUGGUCAUCCAGGCUUUUCUCGCUACUGAGGAGCAUCAUGGCUAUUGUUUCGAGGUUUCUGCUACUGCUGCUAGGGCGCAAAAUAUUGAGGUGCAUCAAUGGUACAUGGCCAAUUCCAAAGCUAAACUUCAUAUUGUCAGCGGUGUGACCCAGAUGCUAUACAAAGACUAG